Cylindrotheca closterium is the source of this 393-nucleotide messenger RNA. NCBI's taxonomy places the organism in Eukaryota, Bacillariophyta, Bacillariophyceae, Bacillariales, Bacillariaceae. The record is from the annotation of a GenBank genome assembly.
AUGUUACUUGAUCUUAAUACAAAAAAGACAGUAACGAGACCCUAUGUAAUGGUACUUCCGAUCACCAAGCAAGUGAUCAAAAUUGUGGAACAAAUGGCACACGACGAGGGCGUUCGUGAUUUGCAUACUUAUCAUUGGAAGAAUGGUGAAAUCAUAUUGGAUGGUGAUUUGCUCGCAGGAGUGGACCCAGAUGAACUGUGGGAUGAUACAUAUAUUCCACGUGAAAAUGAAUACAAAGGAAGUGAUGAGAAUCUUUGUAAUGAAAAGAUUGAUCAAGAUGAAAUUGAUGCUUUACUUGAAGAAGCGGAAGAAUUUAUUGAAAACUAUGAUGAUGAGCACACCAAAAAUGUUGAAGAACAGACAGAAAAACAGGAGUGUUGCAAGUAUUUAUGA